AUUUGAUUCUUAGGAUGAAUAUGGAUACUACAGCAGUUCGAUCCGAAUCCUUUUCUUUUCCUUCUUCUUUUUAACCAAUUCAUUCAGUGUCGACUUGGAUCGACUCGAUCCGAUCCGUCAAUGAUCCGGAUGCUACGGGCAUUAGAAAACCCGGCAUUACCUGACCCAAGAGCAUAAAAUCUCGAUUCUAUUUCGUUAGUUUGUUCUCGGGUCAAUUUCACCGAAGUGUUUUUAGUUCAUCAAUAAGCACUUGCAUGGGUAUGUAGAAGGAAAAACGGAAGAAGAAGAGCUAGGAGGAGUUUAGGUAACAAGGUAUUUUUUUAGUAUUCAAUUUGGUCUUGUUGACGGAUUCGCGAUCACUUCAGGUGCUGGAAGUUUUGCCUUUAAACUUGAUAAUGCAAGCUUUUAAUUGCAUAUUAAUUACCGAUUGUAGAUUGCAUUUGUGCAACACAUUCAGUUGAAGAAGGUUUUUGGCUUGAAGCUUUUUCUUUUUUGUGGGAGUGUUUUGAUAUGUCUGAUUCAAAGUCAAGUAAAGAAAAGGGUGAUACAAAGAGGAAUCUUCCUUCUUGGAUGAAUUCAAGGGACACUGGAAGUAAAUCUAGUGAAAAGAAGCUAACUAGCUCUGAUAAAAAUGAAGAAAGCAAAGAACACAAAGACAAUUACAAUUCCAAGGAAACUACCAGCAGCAGAAAAUCUACGGGUCCCAAUUCAACUUCUUCAAACUUUUCUAAACUUUUGGAAGGUGUAGUAUUUGUGUUGUCUGGGUUUGUUAAUCCAGAGCGUGCAACAUUGCGAUCACGGGCUCUGGAAAUGGGAGCAGAAUAUCGACCAGAUUGGAGCUCCGAGUGCACACUCUUGGUUUGUGCAUAUUCAAAUACUCCCAAGUUUCGACAGGUGGAAGCAGAUCGUGGAACGAUUGUUAAGAAGGAAUGGAUAAUAGAUUGUUACAGCCAGAAGAAGCUUGUUGAAAUUGAUAGCUACAUGAUGCACGCUGGGAAGCCAUGGCGGAAAACCAAUGUUACUACAGAGAGUAGCAGUGAUAAAAAGUCAUCGCCACCUAUGAAAUCUGAGAAACAAGUUGAAAGAGGAUCACAUUCAAAACCAACUGCCUCUUCAUACAAUAAGAUUGCCUCUACUCCUGCCAAAGAUCACUUCUCUCCAUCUAAAAUAAAGGAAUGGGCUAUUGAUGAUCUGAAUAGAACCAUCUCAUGGCUGGAGAGUCAAGAGGAAAAGCCUGAGCCAAGUGAAAUAAAACAAAUAGCUUCUGGAGGGAUCAUAAUUUGUUUACAAGAUGCCAUAGAUUCCCUUGAGCAGAAUCAGGAUGUGCGGCAAAUAGCAGAGCAGUGGAAUGUUGUCCCUCGUGCAAUUGAGGAGUUGAUAAAGCUUCUAGAUGCUGGAAAAAGUUCAGCUUCUCUUUCAAAGGAAGAUCUUUGCAGAAAGGCCAAGGAAUGGAAGCAAAUUUACGAGGCACAACUUUCUAAUGCAAAUGAUGAUUCUAAGUUAAAGAAGAGAAAGUUGAAGACUGAUGAAAGUGAGAGGGCUAGCAAUGGGAGACCUAAUAAUGACAUCUCUGGUGUUGCUACAAAUUAUGACAGUGAUGAAACAAUUGAAAUGACAGAGGAGGAAAUUGACCUUGCGUACAAUAAUGUGGUCACUAAGAUUUGCAAAUCAUAAGCAAUUCUCAUGAAAGCUUCAUCUCAGAAUAGUUAUUUUUGUCAAUUUUUGCUGGUAGAAGUUGAAGAAAUUCAAAGAAAUAUUUUCCCAAACAGAAAUUUACAUCCAUUUUUGUACAGUUAACAGGGUGUUUCUGGGUUUAGAUGUCUUGCGAGGUGUUUUUCAAAGUUUUUCUUAUUAUUUUCAAUUAAUAAAUUUACUAUUUUCAUUUUUGGUAUUACUGGUGUAUUCAUCCAUAGGGUAGGACCACAGCAUUUCUUUCUUGUAUUUGAGAGUUUUGUUGAACUUUUACAAGUUGCAUCUGUCCUCCCUUUUUUUGUUUAA
Messenger RNA from Jatropha curcas, 1998 nucleotides. It is a transcript of the gene ATXRCC1, whose product is annotated as BRCT domain-containing DNA repair protein. Gene Ontology annotation, molecular function: damaged DNA binding. NCBI's taxonomy places the organism in Eukaryota, Viridiplantae, Streptophyta, Magnoliopsida, Malpighiales, Euphorbiaceae. Gene Ontology annotation, biological process: double-strand break repair via nonhomologous end joining; base-excision repair; single strand break repair. The record is from RefSeq and is a predicted model, not a curated record.